AUGGGCGACGCGAAUGGAACAUCGUCUCGUGAAGAAUUGUACAAGGCGGCGCGAGAGCAUCUGCGCGAAGAGGGUUGGGCCGUCAUUCCCAAUGUUCUGAGCAAGGAAGAAACGAGGAAUGCCCUUGACAGACUAUGGAAAGCCAAGGAGGCGGGUGAAAGUCGAGGCGAUGCGACUUACAUUCCUCGCCUGGAUCCCAACGACGCCAACGUUCGGGUCUUCUACCUUCUCGAACUGGACCAGAUCUUUCGAGACCUCAUCGUCCACCCGGUGGCACUCGACAUGGUGAAAUCUGUCCUAGGGGACAACUUCUUGAUCUCCAACUUCACGGCGAAUAUUGCCCGACCGGGCAGUCAGUCUAUGGCACUCCAUAGCGAUCAGAGUAUCGUGGUGCCGGAACCCUGGAAGGAAGUGUGGGCGUUGAACGUCAUCUGGUGCCUAACCGAUGUGUACGGCGACAACGGCGCAACCCUGUAUAUCCCUGGAUCGAACAAGUACGAGUCGAGGAAGGACAUCCCAUCAAAUGCCGACAAGUUGCUCCGACCCUUUGAAGCCAAAGCAGGCAGUGUCAUUCUGAUGGAUGGCCGUGUUUGGCACACGUCCGGUGCUAACAUCACCAAGGAUCAAGACCGGGCUUUGAUGUUUGGAUAUUACACCAAGUCUUUCCUUCGACAGCAAGUCAACUGGACGGCGAAGUUACCUCUCGAACUACAAGAGACUCUGAGUGACGAAAUGAAGGAGUGGUUGGGCUUGGGUUAUAAUGCCAAUAUUGCUAGGACGGGGAAUACUUCGUACAAUUAUCUCAGUAGGCAGUUUCCCAAAGCAGAAGCCCAAGUUUAA
Molecule: messenger RNA, 840 nt
Organism: Fonsecaea multimorphosa CBS 102226
Lineage: Eukaryota; Fungi; Ascomycota; Eurotiomycetes; Chaetothyriales; Herpotrichiellaceae
Exons: 1
Coding region: 1-840 (279 amino acids)
Source: RefSeq, a predicted model, not a curated record